AUGAGCACGAGCAUGAUGAUGGUCAACAAGGUCAAUGAGCUACGAUAUCCUUCCCAGAGCAGUGCCUUCCUUGCUCUUCCUUACGAGGUUCUCCUCGAGAUCCUUGUCCUCCUUGGUGCAGAGGACGUGCACUCGCUCCUGGCGACGUCGACUACGUGUCGACAGCUUCACGCUUUACUCUACGACGACCAGCGUGUAUGGCGCGGCCUCGCGCUCGCUGUCUACGAUGACCCCGCGCACGCGUGUGCCUUCCUCCAACCCCAAGAGGUGGAUUGGCAGGCACGUGUGCUCUCGCGCGCUAUCGCUACAGAGAUUCUCAUGGACUCGCGGAAUGUGCUUGGCGAAACGUCAAGCCGACAGCUCGACCUCCUCCUCCUCAAGCGGGAGGAGUUUGCAUUCCUCGCCCUCAACGGCCGCGGAACGGCGUACGCCGUCCUCGACAUCCUCCGCCGAGUACUAGACGGGGAUAUGUGGGACGGCGAGGCAGCGGUCGAGGCCGAGUCGCCGUUCAUCAAAUUGUGGCGUCUUUCUCCAGUUGACAUGACAUGUGACAGUAAUGGACUCGUGGACUGGUCCACCAUAAGCGCCAUGGUAUCCAUCCUUUUGUGGCAGUACGCUUCUGAGGAGGCCCAAGUCGACGUAGAACGGAUUGAACGGAGCAUUUCAGCCCCGCUUGUGGGAGUAGGGCUCGGGAGCGGGGAGGACUGGGCCGGCGUGAGCGGGGACUGGUAUGCUGUCGCACAGUUUUUCUCCGAAUGGAGGUCAGACGUACCCCUGGCCGAGCUUGGAACAUGGACGGUGUCGCCCUGCUCUCUCGAGGACACAUUGGACGGCUUCAGCGCUUUCAUGGGUCGCCUGCCUACGGCGCAAGAAGCGACCGUCCUCGAUCCCAUAGUUCCCUUCUCGACUGCCUGCGCUCCAAUCUACUUCUCGGGGAGCAACCACACGCUGCCGCACACCGACGGCACACCUGUCAACGUGCACAUCCGUGGCGUAGUGCGGUUAUCCGUGGAUUACCCGCCAGCAGCUGUAUGGACUUGGGUGAUUGAGCGGCCGGACAACCAGGUCAUUGCGCGCGUGGUGCAAAUGCCAGGACGGGGGAGCGGUUUCUUCGGCCGUUUGGUGAUGGUGGGAAUGGUGGGAACUCUGAAUCCUGUCGAAUUCGACGAAAUCGAGGGCGCGGUAUGGAUGAUGCGGACGUAG
Molecule: messenger RNA, 1203 nt
Organism: Cutaneotrichosporon cavernicola
Lineage: Eukaryota; Fungi; Basidiomycota; Tremellomycetes; Trichosporonales; Trichosporonaceae
Exons: 5
Coding region: 1-1203 (400 amino acids)
Molecular function (GO): protein binding
Source: RefSeq, a predicted model, not a curated record